Cuscuta epithymum is the source of this 1766-nucleotide messenger RNA. The record is from the annotation of a GenBank genome assembly. NCBI's taxonomy places the organism in Eukaryota, Viridiplantae, Streptophyta, Magnoliopsida, Solanales, Convolvulaceae.
CUGGCCAUUUGUUUCUCCUCCAUUUUCUAACGUACAAUAAUAGAACAGGAAUACAACUAAAACCCAUAAACAAUAGUUUCUUUCUCUUCCUUCCUCAUCAGUGAUCAUACAUUUUUAUGGAAUUUUCCAUUAGAUGGAAGCCUCAGGUGGUCAUGCUAUUUGCAGUGGUGUGUGGAGUAUACAUUAUUUCUAUAUGUAUGAGACAAACAACUAACUUAAGAAGCAUAGGUUCUCUAAGCAUCCCCUUGAUUGAUCCCAAAUGUUCCAUUCCUAGUAGUAAUGUUCAAAAGUGGGAGAUUCCUUUGCAGCACUUCCCUAAACCUCAGACAUUUAGCAGGGGGGAAUGUGAGUGCAAUCCUGUGAGGUUCUUUGCCAUAUUGUCAAUGCAGAGGUCAGGGAGUGGAUGGUUUGAGACAUUGUUGAAUAGUCACAUAAAUGUGAGUUCCAAUGGGGAAAUUUUCAAUGUAAGGCAAAGGAGGGCUAAUGUGUCAAUGGUGAUAAAGACUUUAGAUAAGGUUUACAAUCUUGAUUUUCUAACAAGUUCCUCAAAGAAUGAGUGCUCAGCUGCGGUUGGCUUCAAAUGGAUGCUUAAUCAGGUCAUCAAUAAGUCAAGGUCCAAUGAAAGAAGAUGGAGUGCAAAUGUGAGAUUAUUCUUAGAUUACAUAAAUGUGAGAUUAUUAUGAGAAGACCAGCGAAAUGUGAUAUUAUUCUUGUCAAUUUUUUCUUUCAAAUAUCAAUUCCUUUAUUAUUUAUUUAUUUAUUUAUUUAUUUAUUUCCACCGCCCUCAAUUACCUACGUUGUCGGCGGCACCACCGGCCAUUUCUUUGACCCAUAUAUACAAAAUGAUUGUGCAAACAACAUAACAACUAUUUAUUAUAGAAUAAAUGAGUAUUCAUAAACAAAAAAAGAUACGGAGUGCAUGGUCCAGAAAUGGUAUGGUGAUGCUGAUGUGGCCAUGAUGUAAACGUGGUGUGGCGAUGAGGUGGCAAUUAGCUUACAAAAGAAUCUAUCGGAGACCUACUAAUAACGGGAUUAUGAUGCAUCACGAAGCGAUUGUGGAGUACUUCAGGAGGCGAGGGGUGUCUGCGAUAUUUCUAUUACGAAGGAAUCCGCUGCGUAGGUUGAUCUCCCUCCUUGCAAAUACUUAUGACAAGGAUGUUAAACUCUUAAAUGGAAUACACAAAUCUCAUGUUCAUUCUCCCCAAGAGGCUCAUAUACUUGCUAAAUACAAACCAAGUGUAAAUAUAUCUGCACUCAUACCCAAACUAAGAAGCACCAUGAAGAAUUCUGCUAUGGCUUUGGAUUUCUUCAAGAACACGCGGCAUGUUGUGUUUUACUAUGAAGAUAUUGUUAGAAAUCGCACGAAACUCAGAGACGUUCAAGAAUUUCUUGGGCUGCCGAUUAGAAACCUUACGAGUCUGCAGGUUAAGAUACACAGCGGCUCUCUAUCAAACCAAAUUAAGAAUUGGGAUGAAGUGCAGGAGAAACUGAAGGGAACUGUGUAUGAAAAGUUUCUUUACACAGAUGAAGAUUAGUAAUACGGAGUAGUUUUUUUUUCAAAAACUUGAUGUGCUUGUAAAUUACGGGGUAGUGAAUUAGAAUAGAACUUUACCCAAUUAUUAGUCCAUUGUAGUUAGUACAUUAAAUACCAGAAGAUAUUUGGGCUUGAAGGCUCUUGCACCCAUGAUAGAAGACUUACCGUUGCAAUAGUAUAUUUGGUCAAUAAUUCAAUAUAUAAUGAUUCAUGUUUUUCUUGCAUUGUCAAA